UUAUUUACAAAUAAGCAUUCACAGCUGUUAUACUUGACAAAAAUAGUAAAUAUACCCCAUCUAUGGGAGAACGUCCAGUGAAAACUAUAUGACCAGAUAGAAGGCAAUUUUAGUUUUACCUGAAAAAAUGUUGUGAUUGAGUAUAAUGUGGAAUCUCUAGUGGUAUAUAAAUCUAAUGUAUAAUGUUAAACUUGAUGGAACUUUGAAUAGGUGAGGAUUAUCCGAGUCAGAAUACACAAGGCCUAAUAUAACAAAACUUAAAAUGGGAAGGAAUGUACUAGCAAGUAGCCUGAAAAAUGCGUCCUUCAGCAUUGUAUUUCAGAUAUUCUGCCGGUGCAUUACGUUUGCAAUCAAUGCUUUCAUCGUGAGAAGUGUCGGCCGAGAUGUGCUGGGGAUCACCAAUGUGCGAUUGCUCCUGCUGGAGAGUACGUUACUCUUCCUGUCCAAAGAGGCUAUAACUCGGGCUGCUCUGAGCUCCCGGCACAACAAACUCUGUACAUGGGCCCAAUUGGUGAACCAGUUGUGGAUUACGGUUCCGAUAUGCUUCUUCCUGUCGAUGCCUUGUCUCUACAUUUGGUUGAAUUGGUUAUCAGCUGUGGAUGAACACUACUACGUGCAGUAUCGCUUUGGGUGUUUUGCUAUUGCUUUCGCUUGCAUCAUUGAACUGACUGCCGAGGCUCCUAUAUUUGUAUCUCAGGUGUUUUGCUUCGUGAAGCUGAAGGUGGUGAUGGACACCGGUCAUAUUUUCAUUCGGUCGUUUGUAUUCAUAGUGCUGGUUUUGUUUAACAAAGGAAUUACAAUUUAUGCGUUUGGAAUAGCACAAAUCAUCAGCGCCAUAACGAUCAUAGUGGGGAACUAUGCAUUUUUCCAUUUGUACAUACCACGACUGAAGCAAUAUCGGAACGAAAUGAAACGUGUAGAUGACAAAUACGAAUUGCGGAAAACAUUCGGGAACUAUUACGAAAAUAUGGAAGACUUCCCGUUUUCGUCUGUUAAGGAAUUGCUGCCCGGAGUUUUACCUAAUUCGAACUCUGCAUUCAACAAGGAGCUGCAAAUAUUGGUUCUAAGUUUUACCAAGCAAGGUAUACUGAAGCAGGUCCUAACAGAGGGCGAAAAGUACGUGAUGUCGGUCAGUCCCGUCUUGACUUUCAGUGAGCAGGCUACUUACGACGUGGUGAACAACAUGGGCAGCCUAGCAGCUCGAUUCAUAUUUCGGCCAAUCGAGGAUAGCAGCUAUUUCUAUUUCACCCAAACUAUAGCUCGAGAUGCGAAACUUUUGGAUCAAAAUCGCGAAAAAGUUAAUGAAGCUUGCCAGGUGUUGUCCUAUGUUUGUAAAACGGUAACAUCAAUCGGACUCAUUGGAUUUGUAUUUGGACAAAGCUAUUCUGGCACGUUGCUCCUGCUGUAUGGAGGAUCCGAUUUCGUAGAAGGUGGUCUUCCGGAGCUAUUAUUACGGUGGCACAGUCUGGCUAUUGUGCUUCUGGCUGUGAAUGGUGUUACCGAGGGAUACAUGUUUGCGACAAACACAUCCAAACAGAUUGAUACCUACAACUACUAUAUGGCAUUUUUCUCGGUAGCCUUCCUUCUACUAUCCUAUCAGCUGACGAACUGGCUGGGUCCAGUCGGAUUUGUGCUGGCAAAUAUCUGUAACAUGAGUUUUCGCAUUAGCUACAGUUUGUUCUACAUCCAUAACCAAUAUAGAGAUAUUGGGCGGAGCCCGUUGAUGAGCUUCCUACCGGGACCACUAUUCCUCACCGUGUUAGCACUUGGUGGAUUUGCUUGUAAGAUUAGUGAGUCAUAUUUUAUUGAUAGUUCGGUUUUUUAUCAUAUCCUAGUAGGGGCGUUGUGCACAGGAUUAACUUUAAUUACAUGGAGCUUUGAAAACCGAGAACUUCUGCGAGCCGGAAUGACAAAGUUCAGGGAACGAAAGUUAAGUUUGACGAGUGAAACGAAUUUAAUAAAUUAGUUAAAUUCUUAA
Armigeres subalbatus is the source of this 1978-nucleotide messenger RNA. Its product is annotated as protein RFT1 homolog. Gene Ontology annotation, biological process: glycolipid translocation; dolichol-linked oligosaccharide biosynthetic process. The record is from RefSeq and is a predicted model, not a curated record. The transcript is spliced from 4 exons. The coding region runs from base 263 to 1966 and encodes 567 amino acids. Gene Ontology annotation, cellular component: endoplasmic reticulum membrane. Lineage: Eukaryota; Metazoa; Arthropoda; Insecta; Diptera; Culicidae.